Messenger RNA from Rhododendron vialii, 1272 nucleotides. RefSeq names its product F-box protein At5g07610-like. Lineage: Eukaryota; Viridiplantae; Streptophyta; Magnoliopsida; Ericales; Ericaceae. Bases 35 to 1180 code for a protein of 381 amino acids. Gene Ontology annotation, molecular function: protein binding. The record is from RefSeq and is a predicted model, not a curated record. The transcript has a single exon.
CCUAAGCCAAUCGGCUCUCUUCACCCAGAGCAAAAUGAAUAAUAAGCAAGCAAGAAGAAAGGAGGCGAUUAUGAUCAACGUUGCUCCGUCGGAAAUCUUACCGGCGGCGGAAUUAAUUGCCAACAACGUCGAUCUCCUUAUGGAAAUCCUUCUACGGUUGCCAGCAGAAUCCACAAUCAGGUUCAAGAUCGUGUCCAAGCACUGGCUCUCCCUCCUCUCCGACUCCGGAUUCGUCCCAAACCACUGCUCCCAGAACCCCAGACCCUCGAUCUCGGGCUUGUAUUUCUACUUCGAUGGCACACUCAGCUCCGUCUCCCUCCAAGGCGGCCGCCAUGAUCUCCCUUCUCUCUCCUUCCUCAAGUCUAAAAUUGGGGCUACACACUCCUGCAACGGCUUGCUGUUGUGCUAUGUUACUACUAUCAAUGGCGAUUUUCGGGGAUACAUUGUUUGUAAUCCCACCACAAAGAAACACACUUUGCUACCUAAACCUGUUGGUUUAGUUGGGGGUUGGGAUGGUUACUUGGCUUUUGAUCCUACGAAAUCACCUCACCAGUACAAAGUUGUAUCUCUCCGUUACGGCACUCAAGAAAUUGAUGUCUACAGUUCACAGAGUUUGCGCUGGAAAAAGAUCAUCCCGGACCAAAAAUAUGAUGGUGUUUGCGCGUUUUGGAACGGAGCGAUCCAUUGGUUAACCGAUGACCAUUUUCUGAAGAGAUUUGAUGUUGAUGGAGAGGAGAUGAUAGCAAUGCCAAACCCUCCGUCGCCCAAAAUUUUUUCUCCGGACGAAAUUCUGUAUUUCGGAGAAUGUGGUGACGAUUUGAUACUUAUUCAGUCUCGUUCGUGGUGCCCUAGCGGUUUCAGAAUCCUUGAGCUGGAAAGGGAUUACAGCGGUUGGGUCGUCAAGUGUCGGGUCAAUCUUAGGCCCUUGAUAUCUGUGUUCCCCGAGAUGGAAUGGAAAAGCUACAACGAUGACUUCGAUGGAUAUGCUGUGCUGGGUGCUGUGAAGGGAGAUAAUGAAAGAGGUUUUGCACUCUUGUUAGCUACUCCUAGAAGGAUUAUUUCCUAUAACCCAAUGUACAAGACAUGGAAUGUGCUUCGUAAUCUAGUGCCGCGUGAGUCUUAUGAAUUUGGUAUGAACAUCUAUGCAUUUCCCUUUAUGGCAACCUUAUUUCCUGUUUGAAGUGAAUCUUACGCGUUGGAGCACGUAUCGAUCACUUUUUGCGUAAAUUAUGAAUGAUGCUAGUAGUAUUUUUUAGCGAUGUUUUCUUGUAG